AGUUCUGCGCUAGCAUCAUCAGUUUCGAGGGACUCCAUCGUGGCUCGCCUACGCAAACCGGAAGGCUUCCGAGGGAACCCGCUGUUCGCGGACGAUCGAGCCGUAGACCCUGAAACCGAUCCGACGUGUCAGAUCAGGCCGGAUCUGACGGAUCCGACAGGUCUCGGAUACUAUCUGCGCAUCACGGAUUUCGGCCGCUGCGGCGUUUUGAAAAGGAAUGGCUUUGUCCAUGUUCGGGUCUGGUUUCCACAAUUUCCUGGUGUGGUGAUGCAAUCUGAUCAGGAGCUGAUCAUCAUGUGUAAGCCUCCGGAACCGACGGUAAUAGAAAAUAAAGCUGCCGGAUUUGCUGGCAGUUUUCCUCAUGGAGCACGAGUCUCCGGAGUCGUUGAAGAAACACCUGGGAGAUUGGAAUACGAGGUCGCCUUAUAUAAAGAGGCGCCUGCAGCGCGAAUCACAAACACGUCAGUAUUGGGAUCAGCAGGAGCAGGAGGAGAACUACCUGUUGACCAGGCUGUGCCAAUUGGCACAAAACUUCAACUCAGAGCUCGAAUUAAUCCGGAUUCAGCAUGGAAAUACGUGAAAAUAAUAGAAGUUACAGUAUCGCCUGAUCCAGACGACCCUCGAACUCCUGGUUCAGUAGCUUUGGUUCGCGAUGGUUGCAGAGAUAGAGAUUUUGCUUCCAUAAUUCCACACCAGCCAGCAAGAUAUCGUGAGAAGCACAACGAAGUCUUUCUGGACUUCGAGGCGUUCUUAUUGUCCAGCAUGCGAGAAAGGAGCACGCUCUGGAUUCAUUCGCAGAUCAAGGCCUGCAUGGAUGCAGCCGAUUGCCAACCAGACUUCUGUUUAGACCUAUUCGAACCAUCAGGUCAUGGACGAAGAAAAAGAGAAUUAUCACCCGAGGACAAGAUGUCACCCCGAGCAUCAGCCCUUACCCAAAGGUAUCAUGCAAACGACACGCAAUACACGCGUUUCCAAGACAAUAUCGAGUACACGGUGAUAAUGCCAGGUGAGAUGUUCCACGACGCCAGCGGCAAAUCAGGUGAAGGCGCCUGUGGCGCAUUCCUGGCCAUCGCGGUGGUACUGGGCUGUUUGCUUUUCCUGGCUGCGUUCGUGAUGUGCUAUCUGGCUUCUCGUUUACAUCCGUCAUCUUGGCCACAUCAAACAAUUAUGGAAAAAAUAUUGACGAAAUUGUUCGGGAAAGCCGUACAGGAUUUAGCCUAGGUUCACCCGAAA
Messenger RNA from Ctenocephalides felis (cat flea), 1233 nucleotides. RefSeq lists its product as uncharacterized. The transcript is spliced from 8 exons. Lineage: Eukaryota; Metazoa; Arthropoda; Insecta; Siphonaptera; Pulicidae. The record is from RefSeq and is a predicted model, not a curated record. The annotation marks the transcript as partial.